This is a messenger RNA of Vicia villosa (hairy vetch), 2991 nucleotides long. Its product is annotated as pentatricopeptide repeat-containing protein At5g14080-like. The coding region runs from base 139 to 2067 and encodes 642 amino acids. Gene Ontology annotation, molecular function: protein binding. The record is from RefSeq and is a predicted model, not a curated record. The transcript has 4 exons. NCBI's taxonomy places the organism in Eukaryota, Viridiplantae, Streptophyta, Magnoliopsida, Fabales, Fabaceae.
GGCAUUUGGAGAAGUAUGGGAGAGGUCGUGAAAUUUUGAUAUUUUCACCUUUUCUCCUCAAACACUUACAUAGAACAACGAAGUACAGUAACAGUAGUACAUGCAUAGCACGUAACAGAAAAACAAAACAACUUCAACAUGAAACCCGCAUCACUAGAACUAGCACAGAGAAUCAGCAGAACAAUAAUCUCAGCCUCAAAGAACCACACAAAAAGCAAACCUCAUCAUCAUCACCCAUGGACCUCACAAAUCGAACAAACCCUUCACAACAACCUCAACCAAAAUCUAACCCCAUCCCUUGUUUCCUCCAUCAUCGACCCUUUCCUCCUCCAUCACCAUUCCCUCGCUUUGGGCUUUUUCCAUUGGGCUUGUCAACAACCAGGGUUUACUCAUACUUCUUCUACCUUUCACUCCAUUCUCAAAUCUCUCUCCCUCACACAAAACCACUCUCAGUCUAAUUACCACUCUCUUCUUUCACUUCUCAAAAAAGCUCAGUCUUUUCAUUUCCCAAUUCACCCUUGCGUUUACCGUUCGGUUAUAGCCAUGCAUAUUUCACGUAAUUACUUACUUCAAGCUCUCUCCAUUUUCAAUGAGGUUGCUUCGUUGAUCAAUGAAAUUGGUGCACCCACUUGUAACUCACUUCUGGCUGCACUUAGUUCUAACCAUAAUGAUAAUGCAUAUAAGGUGUUUGAUGAAAUGAUUGUAAAGGGUGUUUCUUUUAGUACAUUAGGGUUUGGGGUUUUUGUUUGGUGGGUUUGUAAAGAGGGUGAUUUAAGGAAAGUGUUGGGUUUGUUGAAUGAGGUGGGAGAAUGUGGUUCGGAGAUUAACGGGUCUGUUGUGGCGGUUAUGAUUGUUAAUGGUUUGUGUUUUGCUGGGAAGGUGAGUGAAGCUAUGGUGAUGUUGUCUGAAUUGAGGAAUAGAGGGUGGAAGCCUGAUUUUAUGGCUUAUUGGAUUGUGGCGAAGGGGUUUAGGGAAAUGGGGAAUGUGGUUGAUGAGAUUAAGGUUUUGAAGAUGAAGAGGAAGUUAGGUGUGGCUCCGAGAAGUAGUGAUUAUAAAGAGAUUAUAUUUGAAUUGGUUUCGGAGAAGCGGAUUCGUGAAGCUAAGAUGAUUGGGGAGGUUAUUGUUGGAGGUAAUUUUGUUGUUGAGGAUGAUGUUUUUAAUGUUUUGAUUGAAUCUGUGUCGGAUGUUGAUCCUAUUGGGGCGAUUGUGUUUUUUAAUUAUGUUGUUGAGAGGGAAAGGUUUUUGAGUGUUACGAGUUUGAAUAGAUUGAGUUGGAAUUUGUGUAGGGUGGGAAAGGUGGAUGAAUUGUUGGAGGUGUUUCGUGUUUUGGAUUGUCGGAAUUAUUUCAAGGAUGUGGAGGGUUACAAUGUGAUGUUGUUGUGGCUGUGCGAAGCUAGGAGAGUGAAAGAAGGAUAUGCUGUUCUACAGGAAAUGAAAAAGAAAGGGUUGAAUCCUGAUGUAACGUCUUACAAUUAUGUGAUGGAAGCGUGUUGUAAGGAGGAUUUGCUUCGCCCUGCUAGGAAGCUUUGGGAUGAGAUGUUUGCGAGUGGUUGUUGUGGGAACUUGAAAACAUAUAAUAUUCUGAUUCAUAAGUUUUCGGAAGAGGGGCAGAUUGACGAGGCUGAGAUGUUGUUUAACCGGAUGCUGGACAAGGGAGUCGAACCGGAUAGUGCGAGUUACAAUUUUCUUUUACAAGGGCUCUGCCAAGAAGACAGACUUGAACAAGCUUUUGAGCUCUAUAACAAGUCUGUCAAACAGGAUAUUACCAUUGCAAGAGACAUAUUGAGCUCGUUUAUAUUAUCACUCAGCAAGAAAGGACAUCUAACAGCUGCUUCCAAGUUACUUUGCAGUCUCAGUCAUAAUAUAGGACACGCAGAAUCCCACGUAGUUUUGUUGAAAUGUUUGGCAGAUGCAAGAGAAAUUCCAAUUGCUAUUGAGCAUUUGAGGUGGGUUCAGGACAAGUCGCCUUCAAUGCUACAAGAUAUAUGUACCGGACUUUUAGCUUCCCUUUCUGUUUCUAAAUGCCCAGAGCCAAUAUUACAGUUUCUUCAAAGAAUUCAAGGUUGACAAUGCUACAGACAGAGAAUUCUCCUGGAUACUGUUAAGUUAUUUCACAUAUGAACCUUGUAAUAAAGGCCUACAUCUCCUCUGAUGGGGUGUGGUUCAUGGAUGACUUGAAAAAUGAAAACAAUCCUGACUUGAGGUUGAACCUACAGAAGAGCACAUCAUAAUUGAACUUACUACAUAGACAGACUUUCAAAAUCUCUGCAUUUCUCACUGAACUUCACCCUAAUGUGGUGGCUGCGAGCGAGAUGUGGACAAAGGACACAUAAUGCUAAGGAUGAAACUGUAGUUCGAGUGACAAAUGAUUCCAGUGGUCAGUAGGUGUGCCUAGAUGGAUCCAUUCCAAGAGACAUCAAAAACAACAAGUUUACUGGUUGGUGUUUCUAAUGGGUACUGAAGAUUACAUAAGGUUAUGUAUGUUGGCAGGAACUAUGAAAGAGAACAUUCGUAGAUGAAAUAACUGACAAAUUCACCUACACGCUAUACUGGAGUGUUGGCAUGAAGCACUUAGAAAAAGUUGAUCUCCCUACCAUUAUCUUAGUAAAAAUAUAUGAUAACAUGGUUGUCGGAGUACUUUUUUUUUUUUUAAGUACAUCUCAUUUGGUGUUAUAUGAUUAACACACUUUCCUUGCCAACUGAAAAUUAUGGCAUUUUAAACUUGAAAUAGAUGAUAUUACUAAUCCCCAUCAUUAUUCACGAAUACUUGCAUUCUUCUAUGGAAAAUGCUCAUUUUACCCUUAUAACAUGGUAUUGAUAACAGGUUACAUAGAACCAACUCAUAUUCUUCCCUUCAAUCUCUUCAGGACCAAGAUUCUCCUAUCUUGAUUAUUCUUCAAGAUCUGCUGCCCAAGAAUUCUGUCAUUUCGGUCUUCAUAAAGAACAGUAGUACCAGAAAAAAAUACUCCUUGAAGCUCACCCAAGGACUAG